GCAUUAUUUAGACGUAGAAAGUGGUGUAAUGUUCUCCACCCUUCUGUAAGGAAAUGUUCACCAGAGGAGUGGCUGAUAAGUAUGAAACCUCUCAAGUAAAGAAAUGACUUCAUACCAAGGAAUCGUUGCAGUCAAAGCAAGGUGGUUGGAGGCAAGGGGCAUUAAGGUUUUCCAGAAACAGAAAUGAUGUCUCCAACCACACCUGAUGCUUCAAGAUGGGAAUCCCUGGACUGGUUCACUGCAACACUGAAAGACUGGAUUAGCUUUACUUUUCUGCAUGAAUAUGCAUAUUUUGCGGUUUGGUGGUUAAUUUGUGUGCCUACCCUUGUGGGAGUGACAUUUGUCUUCAUUGUAUACAUUGUAAUAAGUAUAAUUUCACUUUUUGUGUUUAUACACAAGAAAAUAAAUAAUGCACCAGAAGAAAUGCUGAACAAAGAAUGGGAUAAACCAAGACACUUAAUUUCAUAUUUCGGGGCUAAACUUGGGGAGAUUUUGCAUGGUUAUGAGAUUAUCGGAAUGGAGAAUAUACCGGAAGGACCUGGAAUUAUUGUUUUAUAUCACGGUGCUUUGGCUUAUGACUAUAGUUUUUUGGUAAAUAAAAUAUUUCUACUGACAGGGAGACUCUGUCAUUCCGUGGUCGACAAUAAGUUGUAUAUUGUACCAGGCCUAAAACUUUACUUUGAUCUGUUUGGUUGCAUUCCUGGCAACAGAGCCAAAUGUGUUGAAAUCCUGAAGAAAGGCCAGGUAUUGGGGAUUAUACCAGGUGGAAUGAAAGAAGCAGUAUUUAGUGACCACAACUAUGAACUAAUGUGGGAUAACCGUACUGGUUUUGCCCAUGUGGCUUUAGAAGCUAAAGUGCCCAUCAUUCCCAUGUUUACACAAAAUAUUCGUGAAGUCAGCAGAACAUUUGGGAAUACACGAUUUACAAGAUGGCUACAUGAUAAAAAUCGAUGGUUUUUCCUUCCCAUUAUUGGACACUUUCCUGUCAAAUUACGUACAUAUCUAGGAGAACCCAUCCCGUAUGAUCCAAACAUAACUGCAGAAGAACUAGCACAAAAGACAAAGAUUGCUAUUGAAAACCUCCGUGAUAAACACCAAAAAAUACCAGGAAGUAUCUUAAGAGCUCUUUCAGAACGAUUUGAGAAACAUCAUAAAGAAAAUUAGCUUUCACACAUUUAAUGCACCUGUCUUUUUCAUUAGCCAAAUAUCAAAAUAAAACAUUUAUGCCUUUGUGAGUAAUGUAUGUUAAAAUAAUGUAUAGUUUUUAAUGUAUUUAGACUUCCAUAAACUAUGUAAUCUUAUGAAUUACUGUGACAGUAAAAUGUUGGAAAUGCAACAAUACUUCACACUGAAAAGUGAAGGGUGCCUCACAGUUGGCAGUAUUAAUAGAGUACGUCUGAGCAACCUGAAAUGUCCUCCUACUGUGUCUAUCUAUCCUGACUCCUCUGUGAUGUAAACUCUUAGGAAUGAUUCUCCACCUCUUCUUCUCCCCACAGAUCAUCUCUCAACCUCCCAAGAGGUAGCUGAUUAGAUUAGAACCCUGAUUAACUUUUCUAGCUUACAAGGGAGUUUCUACAAUAAAACUUAGUUUCUUUUUCGAAAA
Anolis sagrei ordinatus is the source of this 1603-nucleotide messenger RNA. Its product is annotated as DGAT1/2-independent enzyme synthesizing storage lipids-like. Gene Ontology annotation, molecular function: acyltransferase activity. NCBI's taxonomy places the organism in Eukaryota, Metazoa, Chordata, Lepidosauria, Squamata, Anolidae. The record is from RefSeq and is a predicted model, not a curated record.